GUGCGAUGCCUUGUCCUGUCACGUGUGGCGGCGCCUGUCGUCACUUCCGGCGCGGAUCCGUUCAUGGCCUGGAUCCGGGAGAGAGCCGUUCAUGAGUGGAUCUUCCUUCAUGAAACAUGGAUGACAAGGCUUCUGUGGGGAAGAUCAGUGUUUCCUCUGACUCAGUGUCCACCCUGAACAGUGAGGACUUUGUGCUAGUUUACAAACAAGGGGAUGACAUGCAUUCUGCAAACAAUGGCAGCGAUGACGAGAAGACCGGCCUUAAGAUUGUUGGGAAUGGGAGCGAACAGCAACUUCAGAAGGAGCUGGAAGAUGUUUUAAUGGAUGCGCCAUGUGAAGACCAGGAGCAGCAUGCAGAGGAGGGGGAGAAAGCCCUUCCCGAUGAUGAUCUGGAUGAGUCUUCAAAUGAAGCCUCCACCGCGUCUUCGACCAUUAACCCUUCAUCUGUUGGGGUACAGAAACAAGACAUGAGUCUGCCAGUGAAACCAGCACAGCAAGAAAGCGGUGAUGGGUCCGAUCUGUACUCUCCUGUUCCUGAUGAAGACAGCGUGGUGUUCAGUAAGUUGACCUACCUGGGCUGUGCGUCUGUGAACGCUCCUCGGAGUGAAGUGGAAGCUCUCAGAAUGAUCUCUAUCCUACGCGGGCAAUGUCCGAAUGCACUGGAUGUUACACUGUCUGUACCUAAUGUGUCUGAAGGGACAGUCAGACUUCUUGACCCACAAACAAACACUGAGAUAGCAAAAUAUCCAAUAUACAAGAUUCUGUUCUGUGUCAGAGGCCAUGACGGGACUGCAGAGAGUGACUGCUUUGCCUUCACUGAGAGUCAUUACAAUGCUGAGCUCUUCAGGAUACAUGUCUUCCGCUGUGAGAUCCAGGAGGCGGUGAGUCGGAUACUCUACAGUUUUGCGACAGCAUUCCGGCGUUCAUUAAAGCAGACGCCUCUCAUUGCUUCCAUCCCUCCUCAGACCCCUGAUAGCGACAUCUUCACUUUUUCUGUGUCACUUGAGAUUAAGGAGGAUGAUGGGAAGGGCUAUUUCAGUGCUGUUUCUAAAGAUAAGGACAAGCAGUGCUUCAGGCUACGUCAGGGAGUUGAUAAGAAGAUUGUUGUUUAUGUGCAGCAGACAUCCAACAAAGAACUAACAAUUGAGAGGUGUUUUGGACUCCUCCUCAGUCCCGGUAGAGAUGUACGGAAUAGUGACAUGCACUUGUUAGAACUGGAGUCCAUGGGUAAAAGCUCAGAUGGGAAGUCUUACAUAAUCACUGGCAACUGGAACACAAAAUCCCCUCAUUUUCAGGCCGUAUAUGAGGAGACACCAAAAGACAAGGUUUUUUUUAUGACCACUGCAGUAGAUCUGGUGAUCACAGAAGUGCAGGAGCCUGUGCGAUUCCUAUUGGAAACAAAGGUGCGAGUCUGCUCAGCCAGCGAACGUCUGUACUGGCCAUUUAGCAAAAGAAGUUCGACGGAAAACUUCUUCCUCAAACUAAAACAGAUUGAAAGGAAAGAGAGAAAGAGCAACUGCGAUACGUUCUAUGAAGUCAUGUGCCUAGAAAGUGAAUCGGAAAGAGAGAGGAGGAAAACUACUGCAAGUCCAUCAAUCCGUCUUUCACAGUGUGGACCGCAAGGAACCAACAUACCCUCACCCCCAGAGGAUGACGAGGAAGAAGAUAAUGAUGAACCCCUUUUAAGUGGUUCUGGGGAUGUAUCCAAAGAAUGUGCAGAGAAAAUCCUGGAGACGUGGGGAGAUCUCUUAUCCAAAUGGCACUUGAAUCUUAGCGUGCGUCCCAAGCAGCUUUCUGCAUUGGUGAGGAGCGGCGUGCCCGAGGCAUUAAGGGGAGAAGUGUGGCAACUACUUGCUGGAUGUCACAACAAUGAUUACCUUGUAGAGAAGUACAGGCUGCUCAUCACUAAGGAGUCUCCACAGGACAGCGCCAUCACACGUGAUAUCAACAGAACGUUCCCAGCUCAUGACUACUUCAAAGAUACCGGGGGAGAUGGACAGGACUCUCUUUACAAAAUCUGUAAGGCCUAUUCUGUGUACGAUGAAGAAAUCGGGUAUUGCCAAGGACAGUCCUUCCUUGCUGCAGUUCUCUUGCUACAUAUGCCUGAAGAACAAGCUUUCAGCGUCCUGGUCAAAAUCAUGUUCGAUUAUGGUCUCAGGGAACUUUUCAAACAGAAUUUCGAAGAUCUGCACUGCAAGUUCUAUCAGCUGGAGCGUCUGAUGCAGGAAUAUAUUGCAGACCUGUACACUCACUUCCUGGAGAUCAGCCUUGAAGCUCACAUGUACGCUUCCCAAUGGUUCCUGACACUCUUUACUGCAAAGUUCCCGCUAUACAUGGUCUUCCACAUCAUUGACUUGCUCUUGUGUGAGGGAAUAAGUGUAAUUUUUAAUGUUGCGCUGGGAUUAUUAAAGACCUCUAAGGAUGACCUGCUCCUUACAGAUUUUGAGGGUGCUCUAAAAUUCUUCCGUGUUCAGCUUCCAAAGAGAUACCGUUCUGAGGACAAUGCUAAAAAGUUGAUGGAACUGGCCUGCAGCCUAAAGAUUAGUCAAAAAAAGCUCAAGAAAUACGAGCGUGAAUAUCACAUGAUGAGAGAGCAGCAAGCACAGCAAGAAGAUCCAGUUGAAAGAUUUGAGCGGGAAAAUAGACGGCUCCAGGAAGCAAACAUGAGGCUGGAGCAAGAAAAUGAUGAUUUGGCUCAUGAAUUAGUUACCAGCAAGAUUGCACUGCGAAAGGACCUGGAUAAUGCAGAGGAAAAAGCAGAUGCUCUAAAUAAAGAAUUGCUGAUGACUAAGCAAAAAUUGAUCGAUGCUGAAGAGGAAAAGAGACGACUUGAAGAAGAAGCUGGACAGUUAAAGGAAAUGUGUCGAAGAGAACUUGAUAAGGCAGAAUCUGAAAUAAAGAAGAACAGCUCUAUCAUUGGAGAUUACAAGCAGAUAUGUUCCCAGUUGAGUGAUCGACUAGAGAAGCAGCAGUCUGCAAACAAAGCUGAAAUUGAGAAAAUCCGGCAAAAGGUAGAAGGUUGUGAACGGUGUAGAGAAUUUUUCAACACAGAAGGCAGAGUGAAGUUGGUCAGCACUAACAAGGAGAACUCUUCCGAGGAGAACACCGAUGAAGAGAAGGAGACUUUGAAGAACCAGCUACGGGAAAUGGAGCUAGAAUUGGCUCAAACUAAACUUCAGCUGGUAGAAGCAGAGUGUAAGAUACAGGAUCUGGAGCAUCAUCUUGGUCUUGCCCUAAAUGAAGUGCAAGCAGCAAAGAAGACCUGGUUCAACAGGACCAUCAGCUCCAUAAAAACAGCCACUGGUGUGCAAGGAAAAGAGACCUCUUAACACCCCAACUCUUGUAAAAUAAUUAAGUCUUUAUGAAAACAUGAUACCUUCUGUUGCCUUCCUUGGCCAGAUAUUUUGGUUUGCCUAUAUGUAAGAGGACCAGGAGUGCAGCAUGGAAAGAUGGUAGGAAGUCAGUGCUUGUCAGAUAUAUGUACGAUAAGACAUCUUUGGCCCUCUGUUAUCACCUCCAGAGAUCACUUAAAAAUCCUAAAACUAACUGAGAAGGGUGAAGAAAAAUCAUAUCUUUCUAUUAUUCCCACCACACACCAUGGGUUAUAUUUUGCCCUUUUUAAAUGUUAAGUGACAAGGAAUUGUUUUUAAGAUCACAGUGAAAUAAUGAGUAAUCCUUAGUACGAUGUCUAUAUACAGGAUAAUGACCUUUAACAUGAAGCCACUGAGCACACUAAGGAACUUGUACGUUGUGGACUCGUGAGCUGAUAAGUCAGUGCUUGGCCAUGAACAGUGAUGGUUCUUAAUUUAUCUUCACUUGACUUAACACAGUUAAUACCAAAAUGAGUUUGUUAGGCUUCACAUUUUUUUGAAACACAUUCUUUUUUUUUCCUUGCAUCCUGAGAUGGUCUUUUAAUAGUUAUAGCCGAAUGGUCCUAAAUUGCAUUAAGAAAUACUGUAUUUUGAGCUGCUGUAGGUCUAACACAAGGGUAACAUACCCUCAACUAAAAAAGAUCAGCUUUUAAGCUUAAAGAUCAGAUUUUACAUUAAAUGGCCAUGUAAUUAUGCCAAUAUGCAUCACUAUUGUUUACCAGAACUGUAGAGAUUACCGAAUUCAGCUAAGACUGAAAUAUAUGAUAAGAAGGCAAAAAAUGGGCCUCUCAUGCAACCUUACAUGUAGAGCAGUUGACUGUUAUCUCUGUAUCCACUAUCACGCUGAGAAGUUGAGUAAGAUCAUGUUACUAUGUUGUCCUUUUUCUAGUGGCCAAUGCCAGUUGGCAGCCACAAAGCACUGUCUGCACCGUCUAGAUGUACUGCGUAUUUAUGUAUUGCACACACUCAGUCUUGGAGAUAAUCUGCAGAUGCCGAAGAGAAGCAGUCAAAUGUCUUGAGAUAGCCUGUUCUCUUCCAGGCAGGUUACAGCACUGAACGCUCCCACUUUGAGCUGUUUUCUUUGACUACCCUGGGUUUAAAGCACGUGUCUUUGUCUUUCCGGCGAUGUUUGUUCAUUUCAGCUCUGACGCCUCGCAGCUACUGUUAUAGAAUUUGUGUUGGUAACUCUUGUCUUGUCUGAGGCCUGUGGUACAUCCGAUGGCAAUUCAUUGAAUGCCUAAAAAGAGCAAACAUCUGGAGCCUUUGAUGGACUUUUACAGAGAAAGAACCCGGACAGAAGCCACAUAUUCCAUCUCCAGCAAUUCAGAGAAGAGUGAUUUAUUUUUUUCUGCGCUUAGGAGAGGCUUUAUCUUAUUGCUCCAGUCCUUUGGCUAGUAUACAGCAGUAUGAGAUCUGCACUUUAGGUGCUAAACACAAAGUAUGUGUCAUUCCUUUGGAGUUACAAUGUCAUGUAGAAAUCAGAUGUAGAAUGGCAGUUUUGCACCUUGUAAUUUUUUUUUUCUUUUUAUUUAUAUUUGUUUUUGUUUUUUGCUCGCGGUUGUUGCAUCAGUGAUAAAGUUGUUUAAAGUGUAAGCAGGUUACACUAAGAGGCACUGGUUUGUGUAUAUAUACAGUAUAUAAAAAGUUUGGUUUAUUUUGUAUAUCUACUUUUUUCUUAGUUCCUGUACUAACGCUAGCUACUGUAAAAGUUAUAUAUCUGAAACUUAACAUGAACUGCUAAAGAUUUCUUUCCCUGCAGCAGAUGUCCUUUAUUGUUUUAAACAUAAGGAGAUUGCUGUUUUUUUUAUUUUGACAGUGUGCUAAUAGUGCUGGUGUAGGUGCAGUGUGUAAACCCAAUGAACUAAAAUAUAAAGUACUAUUAAAUUUGA
This is a messenger RNA of Hyla sarda, 5260 nucleotides long. RefSeq names its product RAB GTPase activating protein 1 (gene RABGAP1). The record is from RefSeq and is a predicted model, not a curated record. The transcript is spliced from 26 exons. Lineage: Eukaryota; Metazoa; Chordata; Amphibia; Anura; Hylidae. The coding region runs from base 117 to 3329 and encodes 1070 amino acids.